Messenger RNA from Aureococcus anophagefferens, 603 nucleotides. RefSeq lists its product as hypothetical. NCBI's taxonomy places the organism in Eukaryota, Pelagophyceae, Pelagomonadales, Pelagomonadaceae. Gene Ontology annotation, cellular component: plasma membrane. The coding region runs from base 1 to 603 and encodes 200 amino acids. The transcript has a single exon. The record is from RefSeq and is a predicted model, not a curated record.
AUGUGGCACUCUUGGGGCUGCUCGUGCGGCUGCACCUUCUCCCCCAUCAUCUACGAGGAGGGCUCGAUCCACAUGGACCAGCACGUCUUCGACCAGUGGAACUUCUCGCACGCGAUCUGGGGCUUCGCGCUCGGCGCGGUCACGCACGCGCCGCGGUCCGUCGCCGCGUGGAAGAUCGGCUUCCUCUUCGUGCUCUGGGAGUUCUGGGAGAACGUCGUCGAGGUCGCCUUCUCGACCUACGCGCCGGGCCAGUACAUGGGCGACUCCGUCGUCAACUCCGUCUUCGACAUGAUCCCGUCGAUGCUCGGCGUCUGGCUCGGCCGCCGCGGCUUCGGCGCGUGGCCGCUCGUCGUCGUCGCGGAGGUCGCCGCGACGCGCGCGGGCUUCGGCAUCCACUCCGUCUUCCUCGGCCACCAGGGGUCCAUCUGCGACGUCCGCGCGCCGGGCGAGUUCGGCACCUGCGCCCAGGCGUACCUGGUGCGCCUCGUCGUGCUGCCGGUCCUCUUCUCGCAGCUCGACGGCCUCCUCUGGCGAUGUCUUGCGGCGCGGCGCCGCCGCGCCGGGGCCCCGUCCAAGGCCGCCUUCUGUCCCAAGGCGACGUAG